UUGAUCAGAGCUGAAGAAAUGCCGGUUGCAGUGGAAACAGUGCCCAGGGUGCCUCUCCCUCUACCGACCCACUUCUCCCACGCGGAGCAGUCCUUCUCGCUCAAAAAGCGCCGGCUGCCGUUUUCCUCCUCUUCUUUGUCCCCGUCGUCCUGCUCCUCCCCUGCUCGGCUUUCACACUCUCUCCCCCCACUGCCACCGUCCAAAGGAUGCCCCCCUCUAAGCAGGAUGUUCCCCCAGCAUGCCUCCCCUUGGACACCUCUGUCUCAGUCCCUUAGUAAAUCCCCCCCUUCAGAUUCUGUGUAUGAUCCCAGUAAACAAAAGUCCUAUUUCAGUCAGUGUUUUGUUAAUUUGGGCCUCAUUGGAAGAGGGUCAUUUGGUGAAGUCUACAAGGUGCACUGUCACGAAGACGGCCAGCUGUAUGCAGUCAAGCGCUCGGCUCACCGCUUCAGAGGGAACGGUGAAAGGAACCAAAGUUUAAAGGAAGCCAGAAACCAUGAGCGGAUUAGUCCCCAUCCCCACAUCCUGAAGUUUGUGGCAGCCUGGGAGGAGAGUGGCCGACUGUUCAUUCAAACAGAACUGUGCAGCACGAGCUUGUUGGUCCAUGCCGAGCACAAGCCUUCAGGAACAGAUGAGUCUGCAGCAUGGGCCUACCUGUGCGACCUGCUGUCUGCACUGCAGCACCUGCACUCUCAUGGAUUUGUCCACCUGGAUCUCAAGCCAGCCAAUGUCCUCAUGACUGACUCUGGUCGUCUGAAGCUGGGGGAUUUUGGACUACUGCUGGAGCUCAAGCAGACGCACAACAAGCCCAAAGAGGCAAAAGUGGAAGAUGAUUUCCAGGAAGGAGAUCCUAGAUACAUGGCUCCUGAGCUGCUCCGGGGGGAGUAUGGACCGGCUUCAGAUGUUUUCAGUUUGGGCGUUUCACUUUUGGAGCUUGCCUGUAAUAUUGAAGUUCCAAAUGGAGGUGAAGGAUGGCAGCAGCUCAGACAGGGCCAGCUCCCCUCAGAAAUUACCAACGGCCUGUCUGCUGAGCUGCUGUCAGUCCUGAAGAUGAUGUUGGCGCCAGAGCCGUCUGACAGGCCCACAGUCUCUGAGCUUCUUUCCCUACCCUCUGUCAGGAAACGCAGGUUGAAAAGGAACAUUCAUCUCCUGGUCACGGAAACUCUGCUAAUGUUAGCCUCCCUUUGCAAGUUUGUGGUGUGCCUUGGGUGUAGAUUCCUCUCCUCCUUUCAUUUAUCUUUCCUACCCCAUUGGACCAAGCCAGUUCCCUGCACUCCUCCUAAGAAUAGCUGGGAUGGGGAUUUAACAAUGUCCCUUGGUACCAGUGCCCUGCAAACUGACCCAGGGAGUCUAGAGGAUGAUGCAGUCUUUUUGCAUAACACAGACCAAGAUCUUUCCCCCACCUUCUUAAACAGGGUCAGGUCCAGACUGUCUGUGGAAAGCACGUCCACUCCUCUUCCGGGAUCACCAAUGCACAGACAUGAAAGUUCUGCCCACACCUCCACUUGCUCGGUUUUGGGUGACUGGUCCUCCUGUAAUUUAGCCCUGACCCGCUCCAGCAUCCACUCAAAUGGUUCCUGUCUCACACUCACACCCAGUGCAAGCCCCAUACAUGCUGGGUGUCUCACACCCACCUCAUCUACCAAAUCUUCAGAGCAAAAUGGUCACAGCUGGGCUCGAACAGAAGAACCCGCAACCCGGUCCAACUUUGAACCAAAGAACCUACUCAAUCUGUUUGAAGAAACGACUCUAGACGGACAUCCAUGA
Messenger RNA from Menidia menidia (Atlantic silverside), 1764 nucleotides. The record is from the annotation of a GenBank genome assembly. NCBI's taxonomy places the organism in Eukaryota, Metazoa, Chordata, Actinopteri, Atheriniformes, Atherinopsidae.